AUGACCACAGGAGUGACCAUCGGAGUGACCAUCAGAGUGACACGGCCUGACCCACAGCGCGGCCCUGGCCAGGCACAGGAACGUGACCACAGGAGUGACCAUCGGAGUGACCACAGCACUGACCGCAGCGCGGCCCUGGCCCGGCACCGGAGUGACCAUCAGAGUGACCAUCAGAGUGACCACCUGAGUGACCACAGCACUGACCACAGCAGUGCUCAGCCCGGCCGCUCUGGACAGACGGACAUGGGUCACGGUCAGCAGGACGGCUCAGGACACAGGAGUGACCAGGGCAGUGGUCAGCAGGAUGGUUCUGGACACAGGAGUGACCACGGCAGUGGUCAGCAGGAUGGUUCUGGACACAGGAGUGACCACAGCAGUGGUCAGCGGGGCCGUGGCAGUGGUCAGCAGAGAGGCUGCAGACAGCUGGACAUCAGCAAUGGUCAGCAGGAGCACGGCAGCGGUCAGAGGAGUGACCACAGACAGAGGAGUGACCACGGCAGUGGUCAGCGAGGUGGCCACAGACAGAGGAGUGACCAUGGCAGCGGUCAGCGGGAUGGCUCCGGACAGAGGAGUGACCAUGGCAGCGGUCAGCGGGACGGCUCCGGCCAGCCGGACAUUGAUGGCAAUGGCCAGAGGGUCAUCCAUGGCAGUGGUCAGCGGGCUUGUGGCAGUGGUCAUCGAGGUGGCUCCGGCCAGCCGGACAUCGACAGCGAUGACCAAAGAGCCAGCAGCGGUCAGCAGCACGGCAGCAGCGAUGACCACUCCGAUGACCACCCCAAUGACCUCCCCGAUGACCACUCGGACUCCCACCCCCUCAGCAGUGACCCCUCAGCUGACCACUGCCCCCUCACCUGCCCGGACUGCGGCCAAACCUCUCUGAGCUCCCACCUGCGGCGGCACCGCCACGCCCACCCCGCGCUGACCGACACCUGCGGUCACUCUGCGGCCACGCUGACCGACACCUGCGGUCACUCUGCGGCCACGCUGACCGACACCUGCCGUACCUGUGGUCAUUCUCCAACCACGCUGACCAACACUGGCCAUGGCCGUGGUCACUCUCCAGCCACACUGACCGACACCUGCUGUACCUGUGGUCACUCUCUGGCCGCACUCACCGACACUGACCAUGGCCGUGGUCACUCUCCAGCCACGCUGACUGACACUGGUCGUGGUCACUCUCCAGCCACACUGACCAACACCCGUGGUCACUCUCUGGCCAUACCGGGCCCAGCCCGCCCCAAACCCCUCAAGGUCCGGCCCCGUCGUUGCCGUGCUGGCCGUGCUGACCACACUGACCGCUCUGGCCCUGCUGGCCGUGCUGGCCCCACUGACCACUCUGGCCACUCUGGUCCCGCUGACCACUCUGACUGCUCUGGCCAUGCUGACCGCUCUGGCCAUAAUGGCCCCUCUGACCGCUCUGGCCGCACUGACCACUCUGGCCCCGCUGGCCGCUCUGGCCAUAAUUGCCCCUCUGGCCGCACUGACCGCUCUGGCCGCACUGACCGCUCCGGCCGCUCAGGCCCCACUGACCGCUCCGGCCGCUCAGGCCCCCGGCCGGGCCGUCCGAGCCCCCUGGGCAUCCCCAACACGUGCGGGGAGUGCUGGCAGAGCUUCAGCCAGAGCUCGGACCUGGUGAAGCACCUGCGCAUCCACACGGGCGAGAAGCCGUACGCCUGCGGGCACUGCGGCAAGCGCUUCAACGUCAGCUCCAACCUGAUCCGCCACCGCCGCAUCCACACCGGCGAGCGCCCCUACGGCUGCGCCGACUGUGGCAAGAGCUUCACCGACAAGUCCACGCUGACGCAGCACCGGCGCACGCACACCGGCGAGCGGCCCUACGCCUGCGGGCUCUGCGGCAAGAGCUUCAGCCGCAGCUCGCACCACAAGCGCCACCAGCGCACCCACGCCGCGGGAACUGGGGGAACUGGGAGCACUGGGGCGCUGCCGCGGGGCUGGGGCUUCCCCAGCCAGGCUUGCUGA
Serinus canaria (Common canary) is the source of this 1980-nucleotide messenger RNA. Its product is annotated as zinc finger protein 697-like. The coding region runs from base 1 to 1980 and encodes 659 amino acids. Lineage: Eukaryota; Metazoa; Chordata; Aves; Passeriformes; Fringillidae. The record is from RefSeq and is a predicted model, not a curated record. The transcript has a single exon.